Molecule: messenger RNA, 1536 nt
Organism: Manis pentadactyla (Chinese pangolin)
Lineage: Eukaryota; Metazoa; Chordata; Mammalia; Pholidota; Manidae
Gene: CD72
Product: CD72 molecule
Exons: 6
Coding region: 361-1422 (353 amino acids)
Cellular component (GO): plasma membrane
Molecular function (GO): transmembrane signaling receptor activity
Source: RefSeq, a predicted model, not a curated record
GCCCGCCGUCCCAGCUUGGGUGCUGCUGGGCCCCGUGGGGUACAGGUCUGGUGCGGAGAGUGAGCCCAGGGCGCCCCGCAGCGCCUCCCCUGCCCGUUAAACCUCCAUCCCGGUCUGACCUUGCCGACGUGUGGUCUUGAUCCUAUCCUCCCAUUCCCUUGACGAUGGUCUCCAUGCACAAACCCUUCUCUCCUGUCUCCGUCUGAGAUUUAGUUUUGCUUCCUACCGGGCAGUGCCCCUCAAUCUUACCAGUAACAAUCCCCAGCCAUUAUUCUGGAACAGCUUCGGUCACUACCUGCAGAAAUUAUCUGACAAAAACUACCAAGGCUGGGCCCCAUCUUCGGAGGGAUACUCUUUCCCAUGAAUCUCCACCGACCCCACAGCGCCCACCACCUCAGUCUAUGCACUUUCUGGGGGCUCACUGCCCCUCAUCCCACUGUCUCCCUAAGGCUGUGCAGCUUGCCUUCAAUACCUCCUUCUGGGCCUGCUCCUCACCAGCCUGCUGUUAGGGGUGGCUGCAAUCUGCCUGGGAGUGCGCUGCAGUUAGAUGUUAUAUUCCAGCCUGUUAUGCAAAAAGUUACAAGAAGCAGAAAAAGGAUUUGUGCUGAAGUCUCCAGGCACCAGGGCAUGACGGAAGAAGAUGCCCUCCAAAUCUCUCUUUAUGGCCAAACAGAUGUGCAGGUGUCUUGGCAGCUCCAGCAGACGAACAGUUUUCUGGAAGCCACGAACAGCAGCCUGAGGCAGCAGCUCCACCUGAAGAUGACCCAGCUGGGCCAGAGGGAAGAGGACCUGCAGGGGUCCAGGAGGGAGCUGGCCCAGAGUCAGGAAGCACUGCAGAAGGAGCAGAGGGUUUGCCAGGAAACUGGAGAGCGGUUACAGGCCUGCCAAUCUGACAGGGAGAAGACAAAGGAGGCCUUGCAGAGAGAGGAGGUGCAGAGGAAGAUCUUGGAACAGAGGCUGAACAGCAUGCAGGACACACUGAAGCCCUUGUUCACAUGCCUCCCAUCAGAUACCUGCUGUCCCCUGGGAUGGAUACUGAACGAGAAGAGUUGCUUUUACAUCUCACUUGCUGAGAAGAAUUGGAAGGACAGUCGAAACUAUUGUAAAUCUCUGUCCUCUGACCUGGCCACAUUCAGUGACAUUUAUUCUUUUUAUCCACCUCAUGCCAGCAGCGUCAAUAAUGUGUUGGCACAAGUUGGCCAGCUUGAUUCAUUUUGGGUUGGCCUCAGCUUUAACGAUGGCUGGCAGUGGACUAAUGGUAAAAGAGUCUCUGGUAGGACUUAUGGUGAAAGAUCAAAAUGUGUCAAGAUGAAAAAUAGUAGUUGGGUAAAACUGCAGCCAGAAGAGUGUACAUCUCCUCUUCCUUGCCUCUGUGAGAUGGCGGCUUUCAUGUUUCCAGUUGGGGACCAGUCUUCGCACUGAGGGCCUAAGAUCACCUCCCUCCAGCGUCCUUCACUUCGCCUGGACGGUGCCCAGCCAAAGGUGGAUCCAUGCCCAACACUUCUAGCCAGUCUGCUGCCUGCUUGGAAUCCUGUU